AUGAAGCGCUUGGCCGUGGUGGAGCUCGAUGCUAAGGGCAGGGCUCGCUCUCUGAUUGUCAGCCCAUCGUCAGUGCUGCUCAUCAAUACCACGUUGGAGAACAAGGGGGAGGAUUCCUAUUCCACGGACCUGCAUUUCUCCAUCCCCGCCGGUCUCUCAUUUCGUAAAACAAACGUCAUUCAGUCUUCCAGACCAGUGACUGUCAUAUGUGACGCCUCCAAAAAUUCCGACAUCACUCUGAACGGGAAAAUCAUCUGCAGCAUCAACCACCCUGUCUUCAGACCUCACACUAGGGCCAUGUUACUCACCACCUUUCAUGUCGUGUCCCAAACCAACUGGAAAGAAAGCGUGACAUUUAAUGUGGACGCUGUUAGUUUGAACAAAAAACGAGAUACCAAACACAGCUCCGCCCGUCAAUCACUGCCUGUGCAGUUUCAAAUCAAUGUCAUUCUGAAAGGAUUAGAAUCAACUCAGUACAUAAAUGGCACAUCUAAUGCAGAGGUGCAGAUGCCCAUUGAACAUGUGUACAAGGUUGAGAACUUGGGUCAGGUCAGCCUCCCCGUGACUCUGACGUUUAAGGUUCCCAUUGCCAUGAAACCGAACAUUUUCUGGGAAUCGAUCAAUAUCAGCAGCAACGAUCUCACCAAUAUAAAAUGUAGACGCAGUAACCAGACAAGUAACGAGAAAAGCUCCCCGGUCACGGUUUGGCUCGUGGAGGUGUGUGAUUUGGCAACCCUGGACAUCGCUCAGACUGUAGUCUUCCACGUUUCUGGAGUCAUCAAGACAAAGGGAUUAGAGCAGUCAAAACAUCUCCUUGAAACUAACGCCGAGGUGACUUAUGAUACAAAGCGGUUCAUCCAGUCUACAACACUGUUCCAGAAAGCAACGGUUAGCUCCUGCUCAUCUCAGGACCCAAGAUAG
Messenger RNA from Callorhinchus milii (elephant shark), 921 nucleotides. RefSeq names its product integrin alpha-M-like. Gene Ontology annotation, cellular component: integrin complex; external side of plasma membrane. The transcript has 11 exons. The record is from RefSeq and is a predicted model, not a curated record. The coding region runs from base 1 to 921 and encodes 306 amino acids. Lineage: Eukaryota; Metazoa; Chordata; Chondrichthyes; Chimaeriformes; Callorhinchidae. Gene Ontology annotation, molecular function: integrin binding. Gene Ontology annotation, biological process: cell adhesion mediated by integrin; integrin-mediated signaling pathway; cell-cell adhesion.